Messenger RNA from Cuculus canorus (common cuckoo), 4091 nucleotides. It is a transcript of the gene DAGLB, whose product is annotated as diacylglycerol lipase beta. The transcript has 15 exons. Lineage: Eukaryota; Metazoa; Chordata; Aves; Cuculiformes; Cuculidae. Gene Ontology annotation, biological process: lipid metabolic process. The record is from RefSeq and is a predicted model, not a curated record. Bases 58 to 2082 code for a protein of 674 amino acids.
AGCGCCCCGCGCGCGCGGCCCCCCCCCUCCGUACCCCCCCGUGCGCGGGGCCGCAGGAUGCCGGGGCUGGUGGUGUUCGGGAGGCGCUGGGCCAUCGGCAGCGACGACUUCGUCCUCCCGGGGGCCUUCGAGCUCUGCGUCAGGCUGGUGUGGUGGAUCGGCAUUCUCGUUCUUUACACCGUUCACAAGGGGCACUUUAACUGUCUUGGGGGAGGAUUGCUGCGCACCUACUUGCUCAUCCUCCUUGUUCUCCUCGCUUCUAUAAUAUGUGUGAUAUCUGCUCUUGUAUACGUCAGCAUGCAAGGAACGAUUUCUAAUCCAGGCCCGAGAAAAUCACUUCCCAAGCUACUUUAUAUUCGCCUAUUUCUCUAUUUGCCUGAAUUCAUCUGGGCUGUUGUAGGAGCUGUGUGGGUGUCUGACAGCAGUGUGCACUGUGAGAAGACUGUGAUAAAUAUCAUCCUUGUGACAGUUAUUGCAAGCUGGGUUAUCAUCAUCUUUACUGUCAUUGGAAUUCUAAUCGUCUUUGAUCCACUUGGGGGCAAAAAGACGUUUUACCUCACCAGUGGUGUAGAUCGGAACCUGGAAAGCAGUCAGUCAGGGCAGUUGCUGUAUAAUGUGAAGAACACUGCCACCAGAGUCUGGGAAAAAAGAAUUAGAUUACUGUGUUGUUGUAUCGUGCAAGAUGAUGACCAUCGAGUGGCUUUUACCAGUAUUGCAGAACUUUUCCGCAACUACUUUUCAGACACUGAUCUGGUGCCCAGUGACAUAGCAGCCGGUUUGACUCUGCUCCACCAAGAGCAAGAUAAAAUGGAAAGUUGCCCAAAAGACCCUGAAGAAGUCCUUUGUCAUUCUCCAUCAUCUCUCGUGACGGAUGAUUUGGAUAUCGAACUGGAGACUGCUGCUCACUAUAUGCUGUUUGCUGCAGCUGCUUAUGGUUGGCCCUACUACAUAUACACCAACCCAUUUACUGCACUCUGUAAGCUCAGCGGUGACUGUUGCAGAAAUAGACCAACAGAUUCUGAUAUAACUGGCAGCGAUCGUCAUAAUUUUCACUUUGGAUCCAUCCUAAAAAUGACAGGACUGCAGUACAGGGACUUCAUUCAUAUCAGUUUUCAUAACAAGAUCUAUGAGAUUCCAUUUUUUGUUGCUUUGGAUCACAAAAAAGAAGCUAUUGUGGUUGCAGUAAGAGGAACUUUGUCUUUUGAGGACGUUCUCACGGAUCUGUCAGCAGACUGUGAAGACUUGACACUGGAGGAUGUUAUAGAGAACGGCUUUGUGCAUAAGGGAAUAACUCAAGCUGCAAAUUACAUCUAUCGAAAGCUAAUAAAUGAUGGAAUUUUAAACCAGGCUUUCACAAUCGCUCCUGAAUACAAACUUGUGAUAGUUGGUCACAGUUUGGGUGGUGGAACAGCUUCUGUGUUGGCGAUCAUGCUCAGGAACUCUUUCCCAACAUUAAGAUGUUACGCCUUUUCUCCUCCAGGAGGACUUUUAAGCAAAUCACUUGCAGAUUACACCAAGCACUUCAUUGUUUCGGUCAUUGUUGGAAAGGACCUUGUUGCAAGGUUAAGUAUGCCCAACAUGGAAGAUUUAAAGAGGAGAAUAGUGAGAAUUGUGGCAAACUGCAACAGACCCAAGUACCAGAUUUUGCUGCGUGGGUGUUGGUACGAGGUGUUCGGAGGAGAUCCAGAUGACUUCCCAACUGAACUGGAUGGCAGAAACCAGGGUGACCUCACGCAGCCGCUCCUAGCUGAGGAGAGUUUAAUGGUUCAUCGGUCACCUUCAUACAACACCCUUGAGGAUGAAUCGCACCUAAAUUCACCGCCUCAGUAUCCUCAUCUGUAUCUUCCGGGAAGGAUUAUCCAUAUUGUAGAAGAAUCCAGCUGUAGCAGGUGGUGCUCUUCAGAUAUUAAAUACACAGCAAGAUGGUCAAACCAGACGGUCUUCAGCAGCAUUUUAAUAAGUCCCAAGAUGGUUACGGACCACAUGCCAGAUGUUGUGCUCAAAGCUUUGAACAGUUUGUCUCAGGAACACGGAUCUUGUAUUUCUUGUCGAGCACAAGAAUGCAACACCCAUGUAGUAUAACCACAGCUCGAAGAUGAGGUGUGGAGUCAGGUUUUUAAUUGCAGGUUUCGAGUAUUCGGGAUACCUUCCACUUUCAUACAUAAGUGGAUUUCAGUACUUCUCUCCCAUUGCUUAACAUAAACGAGGGUCUUGGCGCCCUUGCCUGUGCAGCAACCUCGAAAGCGCAGAUUCUGCAUUGAUGCCGAAGGCUGAGCUUUAAUAAAACGGGACAAUCUGACAAGGCCCAGCUAAGCCUGUGACACUGGGGCACGACGGCCAAGGCGCCAGCCGAGUACUUGACCAGAGUGCAUGCAUGAGGGCAGCUCGGGCCCCGCGUGCUGGAGCCCAGCCCAGCCCGACACAAACAUCAACAAAUCCAGGUCUGCUUCGAAGUCCCACGAGGCCAUUGUCUGCGCCGCCAGGAGGGCGCUGCGAAAACAUUGCGCUGAGGGGCUGCUCUGUCCCGCUGCGGUGGGGACGGGAGCAGGGCUGCGGGCAGCUGCCAGGGGCGUUUGGCACAGGCAGUGCUGAGCCCUGAUUGCACUAUUUUCUUAAGGACUGUGGUGUGGCUGAAUGCUGCUUGGAUCUACAUGUGCAAUAUUCCUUAAUCUACCUGUCUUCUGUUAGUUGUUGAUUCACAUGAUUGGUUGUGUUGAUUUUAAACUAAUACUGCACCUACUUAAUGAGAAGGAGAAAAUGAAUUGUUCAUGCCCUGGCAUUCUCACUCAAGCUCCGACUACCAGGAGCGCCGAGCCAGUCCCGCCAAAAAUGUGCAACUGUUGUGUUGAUUUAAAAAAAGUGAAUUCCUUGUUUCUAGUGUUAAACUAUUUUAACUUUUUUUUUUUUUAAGGCUCAGCAACAUUUCUUAAUUAAAAAAAUUAUAGAAAAAGAAAUACAAUGAGUUUGAGAACAACUGUUGUGGGUGUUCUUGCUGUGAUGCUUAACACAGAAACAAAAUAAAAUGCGCUCUAAAAAUCUGCCUUGUUAGGCUCAGGUAUGUUGGGUGUGACAAAACGUGUUCGGUUAGAGCUGCUCAGUCAGCGCCAACAGCAAAGGGCGGACUUGCACGUCCUCCCGCAGUGCUGCAGCCCCGUGUCCUGCGGAGCUAAGGGCAGCCAUGGCUGUACAGGGAGAAGCAAAACCCAAGGCCUUUGGGCACAAACUGUACCACUGCAGAACCCCCAUCUGACAGACUGUUAAAGAAACAGUUUUAGAGGAAGCACUUUUGUUUGCACACAACAGCGUGAAACAGGCAUUUUUCCCCUGGUUGGCAGCAGCUUUAAAACACUGCACGAGGAGCAGCAGGAGCCAGAAACAAGGAAUGGAUAAUGCAAGGCCUCGAGUACUGCAGUGAAUGCUGAAGGAGCCGGCGCAGAGGCAGGUACACCCCCUGCUGCUGGCACUGCCACCAGGCUUAUUCCACAGUACAGGAAUGACAACACGUGCUCAGAAACUCACGCAGCAGCAGACCUGUGAUUCAAGGAUUUAUUAAGUCAUACAUGCAAAACAUACUGCUAAUCGCAUUAGCAAAAGAUCAAUGUAAAAACUUCACAAUUUCGCAACUUUUAAUUUUUAAAUUUUGCUUUAGUGGUUGAAAGGGUAUAGUUCAACAUCAUAUUCCUGCCAGCUCAGGAUGGACAGAACAUUAGCACUAAUUACAGGACCUCACAGACCCAAGUUACCGUUACUCUGUCUAUGCUGCACACGUACACGUGGUGACAAAAGAACACUUGUCUGCAUUAGUAAUGUUACAGCGGUGGGGGGGAUCUGGCAAACAGGGACAUUGGAGAAGGUCCAGAGUUUACAGAGGUUUAAAAUAUAAAAAUCACUAAGAUGUGUAAAGCUGUUCCACAUGAUUUUUACACCUAGUUAAUAGACUAAAAGCUCCUCAGAAAGCGUAUAACUUACUAGGUCAGAAAUACCAGGAAAAUAAGGAGGAUAUGCAUGAAAAUUCUACUCUACAAAAAAAAAGAGCAAAUUCCUAUUAGAAAGAUUUUAAAGUAGACGUUAUACUUCUCAAUAAGAAGAGA